AUGUCUGAAGAAGCAAACUCUAAUGCAACAAUUAAAAUUGAAGCUAUGUAUUAUCCUCAAGUGAAACAAGAAUUUGAUCAUUGCCAUCAAGAAAUAAAGCAAGAAACUGGUACUAAAGCAAACGAAAUAAUAUUAGAUGAAGAAUCUUACACACAUAAUGAAGAAAACAGUAAGUCAAAUAAUUUAGUAGAUAAUAUAAAUAAAUCAAGUGAAAAGGUUUCGAGAAAACAGAAAACAGCCUAUAGCAUGAAACUCACAACUUGUAAAUUAUGUAAUAAAACAUUCACAAAAAGACGAGCAUUGCAUAUACAUAACAGGAUUCACACUGGAGAUAAUCUUCAUAAAUGUGCUAUUUGCAAUAAAUUAUUCACAACAAACUUCAGAUUAAAUGAACAUUUAAUUGUUCAUUCUGGAGAUCGUCCAUAUAGUUGUCAAAUAUGUGAUAAAACAUUUGCAAGAAAAACAGAAUUAAAUCAACAUAAAGUGGUCCAUUCUAAUCAACGCCCAUAUAAAUGUGAAAUAUGCAAUAAAACGUUCUCAAGAAAGCAAACAUUAAAGCAACAUGGAAUGAUUCAUAAAGAUCAACAUAAAAUUAUUCAUACUGGAGAAUGGCCUUAUACUUGUCAAAUAUGCAAUAAAAAAUUCUCAACAGAAAGAUUAUUACAGCAACAUGAAAUUAUUCAUACUGAAGAAUGGCCUUAUAGUUGUCAAAUAUGCAAUAAAAAAUUCUCAAGAGAGCGAUUAUUAAAGCAACAUGAAAUUAUUCAUACUGGUGAAAGACCUUACAGUUGCCAAAUAUGCAAUAAAACAUUCACUCGUUCAGAUUACUUGAGAAUUCACUUAAAACUGCACAAUGGACAACGCCCAUAUAAGUGUGAAAUAUGUAAAAAAGCAUAUACGACAAAACACUCUUUAAAGUAUCAUGAAAAGAUCCAUGCUGCAGAUUGA
Messenger RNA from Ctenocephalides felis (cat flea), 948 nucleotides. RefSeq names its product zinc finger protein 732-like. The record is from RefSeq and is a predicted model, not a curated record. Lineage: Eukaryota; Metazoa; Arthropoda; Insecta; Siphonaptera; Pulicidae. The transcript has 2 exons. Bases 1 to 948 code for a protein of 315 amino acids.